GUUUGACAUCACGUCUUUGUGAGCCAUGAACACGAAUCGUAAGCGGUAGUCCGCAUUCAAAACAUUGGCGGAGGUCCUCGUGCACGGCAUAACAUAUACCUUCUACAAGUUUGGCGACGCUCGAGAUGUUUGUGGCAUUAGAAAGCAGACCGGUUUCAGAGAGGGUCCGCAGGCCUUUAGCCAUGCAGGCCAUCUGCAGGACCCCCGCUGGGUCUGCUGUUCGCCCGGUGACCUCCUUCCUGCCGGUGAUUGUCGGCCCCCCGCCUCCAGCACCCCAAGCUCCCCCGGCCGCCACGCGCACCCCGAGCCACCGCUGGACGGCCAAACCGCGAACUGGCCCGCAGAUUCAGAACGUCACGUCAUCUGUUAAACUGGGUUGUGACCUGGACCUGGAGUUCAUCGCUCGCAAUUCCUGGAACGUACAGCACCUGUCAACGGUCUUCAAGUCGCUCGUCAUGAAGAUCAGGAAGCCCCAGACCACCGCGAGGAUCUUCCAGUCGGGAAUCCUGUUCUGCACAGGAGCCAAGAGCGAGGAGGAGUCCAAGGUCGCCGCCAGGAAGUUUGCCUUCAAAGUUCUCAAGCUGGGCUACCCGGUCCGCUUUCUGGACUUCAAGGUUCUCAACAUAGGGGGCACUUGCAAAACCUUUCCAAUCAACCUGGAGGAUCUGUUUCUGGCCCACCAAGACCACUGCAGUUACGAACCUGAGCUGUUUCCUGCGCUGCAGUACAACUUUCGACCUGGCAUGACUGCGUCUGUCUUUUCCUCGGGGUCCAUCUCGCUGGUUGGGGCUAAAACCGAAGAUGAAUUUUACAGUGCCUUCAACACCCUGGACGCCAUCCUGGGCGGCUUCAGAAGGACAUGAAGCUAAGGAGGCCUCUGAUGGCUACCAACGCGGACCCCCAGCCCUCUUCCAGGCCUCGCUCCCAAGUCCUGUACGGUGACGUUUUUAGUGUUAGCAUGUAGCAUUAGCAACGUGACUGUUGGGGACUUGUGAUCAAAUAAAUACAUACAGUAUUGCAUCAUACAUCAUGUCAACUUUGACCUGGGCUGACUGAAAUGCACUGCCA
This is a messenger RNA of Dunckerocampus dactyliophorus (ringed pipefish), 1068 nucleotides long. RefSeq lists its product as uncharacterized. Gene Ontology annotation, biological process: DNA-templated transcription initiation. The record is from RefSeq and is a predicted model, not a curated record. Gene Ontology annotation, molecular function: RNA polymerase II general transcription initiation factor activity; DNA binding. The transcript is spliced from 6 exons. NCBI's taxonomy places the organism in Eukaryota, Metazoa, Chordata, Actinopteri, Syngnathiformes, Syngnathidae. Bases 126 to 863 code for a protein of 245 amino acids.